GAAAAACAAACAUUUAUUCCACAACAUGCCCUUGCAGGCUUGAUUAUUGUUUUAUGAAAAAUUAUGGUGGCAUGUAAUUAUUGCGGAACUUCAUACCCUUUUUUGUCCAUUUGAAUUAAGAAAGGAAUAAACAUCGAGAUUACCAGAUCUCAUUCUUCUUCACAUCCUUUGAAAAAUCCAGAGAUGAAUACCUUCAAUACGACGCCGUUUCAGCUUGCUAUACGAAGAACAACCCUAGAUCCGCUGAUGUCAUAACCACCCCAGUUUUUUCAUUUCUCAUCUUUCCAAAAAAAUUUUUUUUUUUUUUUUUUGCCAAAAAAAGGGAGGAAAAAUAAAGCAUGGAUCCGGAAGAAUUUAGGGCAAUUUUAUCGAGGUCGAGAGCUGGAAUCUGGUCGCUAAUCGAGACGGCGAUUAAAGUCGCCAGCUCAGACUACGGCGACGAAUUGCGCCGCCGCCGCGAUAAAAUCGUCGAGUCGCUCUACGCGCCGCCUUCUCAGCUCUGCGACAGCUGCAACGGCAACGGCAACGCCAGUGCCAACCAAGACGUCGAUGUUGUUCAAGACGAACCCUAUUAUCCGCAAAAUGUUGAUAACAGUAACUUCAAUUAUAGUGAUAACAUUGAUAAUGAUAACCACGGUAACAGUAAUAGUAAUAGCAAUACGAAGAAGAAGAAGCUUAACAGCAAUAGUAACAUCAGAAAUUCGAACGAGAAUUUCAGUCAGAGCCCGUUGACUCCGGAGUCAAACCACCGGAAUUUUGGCGCCGGAGAAGAGGAAGAGGAUCCGUACGGAGGAUUGUUUGACGACGAACAGACCAAAAUUAUCACCAUCAAAGAGCAGCUUGAAGAUCCAGACCAGAGUGAAGAUGCCGUGGUGGAAUUGCUCCAAAACCUAGCAGAUAUGGAUAUCACGUUUCAAGCUCUGAAGGAAACUGAUAUAGGAAGGCAUGUAAAUCGGUUAAGGAAGUAUCCAUCAAAUGAAGUUCGCGGAUUGGUGAAGCAGCUCGUUAGAAAAUGGAAGGAAACUGUGGACGAUUGGGUGAAGGUGAACCAACCACAAGCAGCUUCAAACCUCAUUGCUGACGGGGACUCACCUCAGCAGAGCAUACCGAAAAAUCAACAAAAUGGCCAUCACCAGGUUCCAGAUUUUGGGUACUCACCAAAUCCACAUAAUGGGAGUUCCAGUGUAGAAAGAAAUUACGGAGAAUACGACACAAAGCCUACAAAGCCCACAAAUCCAAAACCAUCGCAAACUGCAGCUCGAAGAGAAGCUCCUUCUAGACCACAACAGCCAAUUCCUAAAUCUGCUUCUGCUCCUCCAAAUAGAGCACAAAGGGAAUUGGUCGUAGACGAUGAGAGACUGAAUUCAGCAAGAAGGCGGCUUCAAGAAAACUACCAAGAAGCUGAGAAUGCGAAAAGGCAAAGGACAGUUCAGGUGAUGGAUAUAAAAGAGAUUCCGAGACCAAAGAAUGGAUUCUUUGCCAAGAACAAAGGCGGCUCUCAGGGGAGGCACCAUCGGUGAUUUAUAGUUUCCGUUAACACAUAAUUUAAUGCAAAUUUGUUUACGUAAAAAGGGGUUUUCCAAGAAAAAUAAAAAAUAAAAAUAAAAAAAGAAAAAGUUGGUUAGGGCCCUCUUACAUUUUGUCGUAAGCAUAAGUUGUAGAGUAGACCUAAGUUAAUAUGUUGUUUAAAUUGUUAUCUUGCAGAUUAAGAUGCUGCUAAUGCGUCUAAUCUUACUGAUACAUAAGGGCAUUUAUGACUUGAUGGAUGAAUUGAGAUUGGGCAAAUCUAGUAAUUAUUGUAAUUAUUUGUCCGGUUUACAUAUAUCGGGUAAAGUAUGCUAUAUAUGGUAUAUUCUACGAUUUCAAAUUAUUCGUUUUAGUAAGAUAAAUGAAUUUGUUCCAUAUCUA
This is a messenger RNA of Erythranthe guttata (spotted monkey flower), 1908 nucleotides long. Its product is annotated as putative mediator of RNA polymerase II transcription subunit 26c. The record is from RefSeq and is a predicted model, not a curated record. Gene Ontology annotation, cellular component: nucleus. Lineage: Eukaryota; Viridiplantae; Streptophyta; Magnoliopsida; Lamiales; Phrymaceae.